Molecule: messenger RNA, 4201 nt
Organism: Amyelois transitella
Lineage: Eukaryota; Metazoa; Arthropoda; Insecta; Lepidoptera; Pyralidae
Gene: Ca-Ma2d
Product: voltage-dependent calcium channel subunit alpha-2/delta-4
Exons: 19
Coding region: 404-4120 (1238 amino acids)
Cellular component (GO): voltage-gated calcium channel complex
Molecular function (GO): voltage-gated calcium channel activity
Source: RefSeq, a predicted model, not a curated record
UCCGUCCGCCGCCCAGAAUAGACGCAGCACGCGCGUCCGCCGCGCCACACGCCGCCGCCCCACGCACGGCGCGGCCAAACACACGCACGCUAUUAUAAUAAUAAAAAAAACAAUAAAAACUUAUCCACCAAACCCACAAUAACUAGUGUUGUGACUCAACGUGUUUCGUAGUGUAACCGCUAGCACCAAAAACUAGUUACAGAAGUUCACGUAAACUAUUUAUAACCUCGUUAAAAGUGACUAAAUGUUGUGCCGUCGCUUCGGAAGUGGCCUUGUAUUGCACCGGUAGCUUACGGUUUUGUUUGACAAUGCAUAGUUUAGCCUUUUUGAGAAACAAAUAGAGAAACGAUGUGCCUUAUCGUGUAAUAUUGUUGUUGAUUGCGCGUGAUUCGGCGAUCCCAUCAUGCGGUGUUUGCGGUGGACCAUUGUUGUGGUACUUUUGGUGGUUCCUGAACCAGUUCCCGCGUGGAAAGGUGAUAUAGUAAAAGCAUGGGCAAGGACGUUGGGCGACGAACUAUGGAAGCUCAGCGAAGCCUUGACCAAGUCCGAUCAGAUAAGAAUGAAAUACAAACAAAUGAACGCUAGCGUAAAGAAAAAAGAUGGAAAACAAAUAUUGGAGUCGUCAUUGCGCUCCGUCAGCACCAUGUUGCAGAGGAAAAUCAAGGCUGUCAAGUGCAUACACGCGACAGCGCAGCGCCUGGCGCAGGAGUUUAAUUUCACGAAUUCUGACGACUUCCAAUACUGUUCAGCCAAGUACUCCACGUUCGAAUACGAGGACGAGAAGGCGGCUGAAGCUGCGAACAAGUACGAGAUCACAAUACCGCGGUUCGCUGUCGACAAUCCUAACUAUUUGAACAUUUCUUUGGAGAAGGAUUCACAUUUUUACGACAUCAGCGUCAAUACGAACAUUAGUUGCGUACAUGUGCCUACUAAUAUUUAUUACAAAGAAACUGAUGCUCUAAAAGCAAUAUUGUGGUCAAAAGACCUGAAUGAGAUGUUUACUAAAAAUUAUCAGUCUGAUCCAUCUUUAUCAUGGCAGUAUUUUGGGAGUUCUCAUGGUAUACUCCGCUUCUACCCUGGUAUGCCCUGGAACAGGAAAGAGACAGACACAUACGACUGCAGAGUCAAAUCGUGGUACAUCGAAGCUGCAACGUGCUCCAAAGACGUCAUUAUCCUUUUUGACGUAUCAGGGUCAAUGACCGGCUUCAAAAAUUACGUAGCAAGAAGAACGUUAGAAUCUCUUCUAGAUACCCUAUCCAACAAUGACUACGUAAAUGUGUAUACAUUUAAAAAUGUAACGCAAGAAGUAAUUGGAUGCUUCGGAGAUCUCGUACAAGCGACUCCGGAAAAUCUGAAUACGAUAAAGAAUACUCUGGAGCCCACGGAUAAUGGAAAAACUCAUAAAGUUCCUUUGGAAGGAAAUGCUAACUUAACAGAAGCUUAUACUAGAGCGUUCCAACAACUGAAAGCGAAAAGAGAUUCGAGAAGUGGUGAUUGCGACGUGAGCAGCACCCAAGGCUGCAACCAACUGGUCAUGGUCAUCACGGACUAUGUUCCUGGGAAUUUGACGGAAGUUUUUGAGGAAUAUAAUAGGGAGGUUGUGGACGGGAAGACGUAUAUUCCUGUGAGGGUGUUUACUUACCUCAUAGGGAAGGAGGUAACUAAUGUGCGGGAGAUUCAGUGGAUGGCGUGUCAGAAUAGAGGUUACUUCGUACACAUCCACUCGGUGGAGGAGGUGCAGCAGCAGGUCUUGAAGUACAUCAACGUGAUAGCUCGCCCCAUGAUCUUGGAGGGAGAAGACCCUCCACCCACGUGGACUCACGCUAAUAUUGAUCAAACGAGGACGGCUAAAUGGGAUGUAAGCAGCGAUGUGGAUAAGCCGGAUGAAGACAAGCUGGUGACUUCGGUGGCCAUCCCCGCGUUCGACCUGAAGUACAACGCGAAGCACAACGACGCCAUGCUGCUGGGGGUGGCCGGGACCGACGUCCCUAUAGACAGCAUCGCCAAGCUCGCACAGCCGCAUCAGCUAGGUGUCAAUGGCUAUUCCUUCAUCGUCAGCAACAAUGGUUACUUGUUGUUGCAUCCACUAUUACGUACUACGAUUAACGAUGAACUUCAAGCUAACUACAACAGUGUAGACUUCGUGGAGGUAGAACAAGUGGACGACGGGAAAGGCCCCAGGGAGUUGGGUCCGGAGAUCAAGCAGCUAAGAGUGAGCUUGGUGGACGGAGACCAUGGCGACAUGAGGGACAUCAGGGUGCUGUUCCAUUACGAUGAUAUGAGGCGGAUCUCUCGAGUGAGCCACGAAUAUUUCUUCAACAAAUUGGAAGGGACUCCAUUCUCCAUGGGCAUAUCCCUGCCCAAGGCUUAUGGAGACACGGAACUGCUGCUCAAGGAUAACCCUCUGGAGGCCAAGCAAGGCAAAGAGCUGACUGGAAUCAACGUUACGGAUUACUUCCGAUUCAGCUAUAGAGUACAUCCAGAUUGGGUAUACUGUAAAUACCACUAUUUGGAAGGUCACGAGUCGGAUAACGCCGAAGAAGAAAUCUGGAAAUUCCUCGUCAAUUUGUCCAUGAACAAAACUGAUAUCACGAAAAAACAGUACUCUGAAGAUAUUGAGAGCAACGACUUUGACGUAAAAAAACAUUGUGAAAAAGCUACACCUCUAGAAAAGGAUGAUUACUAUUGCAACGAAGAUUUAGUGAAGCAAUUAGUUUUCGAUGCCAAAUUAACAACGCCUUACUUCAAAACUUGGGAGGCUUCGAAGGUCGAAUGGAAUCUGGCUGAGAAGUACAACGUGAGCGUAAGAUUUAUAGCAACUUCUAGUGGCAUGACCAGGUGGCACUACAUCUUUGAAGAGGAUAAGAACGAAGUGGUAGAUGACUUUGGGAAUAGGCAUAAAAAUUAUACAGAUAAAGUAUUCGGCGACAAGUACAUCCUGGCUAUUGAAGAAACAUGGUACAAGGCGGCGGUGCUGCAACAUAUGAUCAACAAGGAUUCCCUUGUAGUCGCCACUCGGCUGCCGAUCUUAGACGAAAUCAUAAAGGAACGUCCUCCAGUGCAGGACGAAGAUGGAGACAUCACUAUGACGGCCAGCUACGCGAUAUUCUAUAGAGACGGUGAAAUAGAGACGCCGGCGUCGGUCGUCGGAUUUCAGUACUCGUAUUUGAGUUUUCAGAAACGGUUCGCUGAAAUCACCAACAUGACUACGGAACCUGAGUUCACGUGCGAAGGUAAGCGCUACCAUUGCUACGUCAUAGACAGCUCUGGGUACAUCGUGAUGUCUAAAGAGAUAGAAGAAGUGGGUCAGUUCUUCGGGGCCCUGGACAUGAACACCAAGUUGGUGAUGCAGUCCUUCCUGGAGAAACAAGUGUUCGAACACGUUGAUGUGUACAAUUACCAAGCGCUGUGUCCUCAUAGUUCGUUGAAGAAAACCACGGGUGAUGCGUGGAGUUUGGUUACGCCUUUCAGUUUAUUUUCGAACUUCCUUCGCUGGCUGGUCUUGGAGGCUGUAUUACUCCUGUCAAAUUUAUCACAAUUCAGCUGGCAGUCCUUGGCAGCCACCAUCGUAGUUGCUGAUGACUACGAUGAACUCAUAAUCGGGUCCACAGAGGAGCCAGCAGCCACUACACCGGAACCAAUCAAAAACGAGAGCAUCCACGCCAAGGAGGAUGAAAAGGAGAAACCUUUUUCGUGCGACCAUCAGAUCACGUUGUACAUUCUGAACCAACCUUUCUUCUUGGAAGCGAUGGGUGCAUCACCUGUAGUGAAGGAAGAUAAGCCUGGGGAAUGUCAUCCGAGGUAUUGGGCGUCGAUUGUGUCCAAAACGAAUCUGCUUUUGGUGGUGGUUGAUAGUAAAGAUACGGAUUAUGGAUACAACUGCAGUAUGCCGCCGGAGACGAAGCCCAUGGCCACUGAAGACUCCACGACCAGUCGCGAGCCGUGCCAUAAGCUGGAACUUGGGCAGUUGAAACGGCGACGUCUUGAAGGAUGCUUCACUUAUCAUGAAGGGGAAAGAAACAUAACCGCGUGUGGUAAGGGCAGCCUCGCGCACGCAGAUAUUACCCUGUUCAUCACAACCUCACUCAUCACGGCUGCAGCAGCCUGGCUCAUCUCAUGAUGACCAGUCGCACACGUCCAACACAUUUGUACCUUUGUUACUUUCUCAGUAAAAAUUGUUGCACCCUAUACUGUUUCUCAU